Molecule: messenger RNA, 840 nt
Organism: Candidozyma auris
Lineage: Eukaryota; Fungi; Ascomycota; Pichiomycetes; Serinales; Metschnikowiaceae
Product: prohibitin subunit PHB1
Exons: 1
Coding region: 1-840 (279 amino acids)
Biological process (GO): mitochondrion organization
Cellular component (GO): membrane; mitochondrion
Source: RefSeq, a predicted model, not a curated record
AUGUCCAAGCGUGUUCUCGACAGAAUUGGCGGUCUCGCUCUUCCAGCAGGUCUCUCGUUUGCCCUUCUUCAGCUGGCCAUGUACGAUGUCGAAGGAGGCAAGAGAGCAGUGAUUUUCGACCGUCUCAGCGGAGUGCAGCUGAAGGUGAUUGGUGAGGGCACCCAUUUCGUGAUUCCCUGGUUGCAGAAACCCAUCAUCUACGACGUGAGAACAAAGCCAAAGACCAUUGCCACGACAACGGGUUCAAAAGACUUGCAGAAUGUCUCGUUGACCCUCAGGGUGUUGCACAGGCCGGAGGUGAUGAACCUCCCCAGAAUUUACCAGACAUUGGGGUUGGACUACGACGAAAGAGUGUUGCCAGCCAUUGGUAACGAGAUCUUGAAGAGUAUAGUGGCGCAGUUUGAUGCAGCAGAGCUCAUCACCCAGAGAGAGGUUGUCAGUGCCAGGAUCCGCCAGGAGCUCUCGAGGAGAGCUAACGAGUUCAACAUCAAGUUGGAGGACGUAUCGAUUACUCAUAUGACAUUUGGAAAAGAGUUCACAAAGGCGGUGGAACAGAAGCAGAUUGCUCAGCAGGAUGCCGAGAGAGCCAAGUUUUUGGUCGACAGGGCCGAGCAGGAGAGGAAAGCUGCCGUCAUCAGAGCUGAGGGUGAGGCCGAGGCUGCUGAAACCGUUUCCAAGGCGUUGGCCAAGGCCGGUGAUGGACUUUUGAUGAUCAGAAGAUUGGACGCCUCCAAGGAGAUUGCGCUGACGUUGGCCAACUCUCCUAGCGUGUCGUACUUGCCCUCGGGCAAAGCCGGCGAGGAGUCCAAGAACAGCUUGUUGUUGAACGUGGGGCGUUAA